GAAGGGAGUGUCCAGCUCAGCCCACGGUUUCUGAUCAGCUACAAUCAAAUCGGGCCACUGAUCCAAAGGUAUCGGGAAAUCGCCGUUCUUAGGGCAACCUUUGGAAGAAUGACAAUGCGCAAAGCCAGGUGGAGGGCCUAGAGGACCGGCUCCGAUCCAGGAGGGACCCCCGAAAUCCAGCCGUGGCUCCAGUGGCCCGUGAACUCAUCCAGCCCAGACCCCAGCACCUUUGAAGGAUGUACAGCGCCAAGAAGCCCUAUGACAGCCCCCCUACCGGAUAUGGCCCCCCCGGAGAGGACUACGGCUACGACAACCACUCGGCCGGCCCCGGCUCCUACUACAUAGAAGACGCGCCCCAACAUUUCUACAAGUGGAACUCUCCCCCCGGCGUGGUGCGGAUCUUGGAGGCCAUCGGCGCCCUGCUGUGCGUGGCCAUCUUCGUCUGCGUGGCGUCCACCCUGGCCUGGGAGUAUGGCUACGGCUACGGCAUGGGCGGGGGCUACUACGGGGGCAGCAUGGGCGGGGGCUACUACGGGGGUGGCAUGGGCGGGGGCUACUACGGGGGCGGCCUGGGCGGGGGCUACGGAGGGGGUUACGGAGGCUACUACGGGAGCACGAUGAACCCCCGCUCAGCCACCGGCUUCAUGAUCGCCAUGUCGGUGCUGUGCUUCAUCGCCCUGCUGGCUCUCGCCAUCACCAGCAUCACCAAGUCCAGCGGCUCCCGCUCCCGGAGGUUCUACCUGGUGGUCCUCGUGCUCUGCGCCAUCCUGGCCUUCCUCAUGCUCAUCGCCUCCAUUGUCUACAUCAUCGGGGUCAACCCGCGGGCCCAGAUGUCAAGCAGCUACUACACCAACCCCAUGCUCGCCAUCUGCAACCAGAUGUAUGCCUCCGGGGGCUACAGCAUGAACCAGUAUCUCUACCACUACUGCACUGUGGACCCACAGGAGGCCAUCGCUAUUGUCUGUGGGUUCCUCCUGGUCAUCCUACUCUGCAUCAUUUGUUUCUUCGCUCACAAGACGCGCCAGAAGAUCUGGAGGUUUGGCAAACCCAACAUUUACUGGGACCGGCCGGUCGCCUCCCAGGAGGGGCCCAACGUGGAAGAGUGGGUGAAGAACGUUGCUGACCGGGCUAGCACCCAUGACGAGACGGCUACCUUGGCUUACUCGGAGAAGCCCACAAGCCCCGUCAACGCUCCAGCCAGCCCCUACAAUGACAGAGCCCCCGCAAAUGACUACUACUCUCCGCAAAACGAGAGCAGCCUGCCUCUCUACACGUCGCCCGACGGCAAGCCCGCCCGGACGUUUAGCUCCAGCACUUCGGAAGAGAAGGCCAAGGAGAGCCCCAGCAAGCCCUCCGCCCGCAGGGGACGGAGGCGGAGGAGGAAUCCCGAACUGGAGGAGUCCCAGUACGAGACGGACUACACCACUGCAGUGGAGUCCAGUGACGAGCGGGACCAGGAUGAAUGGAACAGCGUGUACCCGCCCAUAACCUCGGACAGCGCCCGCCAGGAGUACAAGCAGGAAUUCGAUACGGACCUCAAGCGCUACAAACAGCUGUGCGCCGAAAUGGACUCUGUCAACGACCAGAUCAACCAGCUCAGCAAACAGCUGGACCGCUUGGCAGAAGGCAGCCUGCAGUAUCAGGGCGUGGCGGAAGAAUACAACCGGCUGAAGGAUUUGAAGCGAACUCCCGACUACCAGAGCAAGAAGAUGGAAACCAAAUCACUGAGGAACAAGUUGUUCCAUAUCAAGAAGAUGGUGAGCGAAUACGACAAGCACAGAGGCUAAGCGCCGAACGGCCUCUGCAGGGGCGGAAGGAACCAACGCUUCUCGUUUUGUCCCUGCUGCGUCAAGGCCGUGGGCCGAUAGCGGACCAAACACGGAAAGGCCCGCUGUCUUCCAAGGGGUAUGUCCGUCGUCGAAGUGGCAAACUUUUUUAUCCAUCAGCGCAGCCGUGAAAUGACUCCCAACAGAUUCUUGGGCGUUAGGACGCUGGUUGUACAGAAGGCUUCGAGAAAGGAACCAAGCGAAACAGACUUGCAACUCCGUGGGUCUCACUCCCGUCGAGGGCCGGCCCACAGACCCGCUGGGUUCUGUUGCAAACCGGGCUUUUCAGUUUGGUUCCGGGUUUUUGAAAAGAAUAAGGACUAUCUCUAUUUCUUACUUUUGGUGCCAAAAAGAUACCCUCGCUCCGUGAGCUGUCGUGGCAAUAUGCCUCCAAUCAACAUUGUGCAAAGUUCUUUUUUGAAAUUCUCGUGGUGUGCCCUUCUACUCUCAUCUAGGUGGAAGAUCUUAUUGCAAUGGGAUUCCUCUGUCGGGAAAACUGUGGUUGGUGCAGCUCCCCAAAAUGCCAGGAUUUUAGACUGUGAUGGUUUUCCUACUGCCCCAAGGGUUGAGAUGUUACAAGGUCAUGUAACAGGGGCACAGGAACUCAGAACUGGGAGCCCAUAACUGGGCCAUCUGGGGGUCCCAAUUUGCCCCCUCCUGGGAUUCCCCAGAAAGCCACGCUCCCAACCACUAAUCGUUUGAUGGUUUCCCAAAUUUGUGCAAUUUUUGCGCCAUUCUAAAAGGCUAAAACUCCAAGCCCUUAGUUAGUGGCAAAAUAGUUUGAGAUUAAGGCUUGCUGGUAUUUUUAGCCCCAAUUUUUACAUCUGCUCGCCCCCCACCAGUGAAAAGCGGCCGCUGAGAGCGUCUCCAAAAUGAAAUGAGGCACUCAAGCUGGAAGGGGUUCUGUGCCCCAGACAUAUAAGAGAACGCUAUCAAUGGUGAUUAGUCAGGAUGGUGAUGUAUUGCCCCCAGUAA
Molecule: messenger RNA, 2801 nt
Organism: Elgaria multicarinata webbii
Lineage: Eukaryota; Metazoa; Chordata; Lepidosauria; Squamata; Anguidae
Product: occludin-like
Exons: 8
Coding region: 237-1787 (516 amino acids)
Biological process (GO): positive regulation of transcription elongation by RNA polymerase II; bicellular tight junction assembly; snRNA transcription by RNA polymerase II
Cellular component (GO): membrane; bicellular tight junction; transcription elongation factor complex
Molecular function (GO): cis-regulatory region sequence-specific DNA binding
Source: RefSeq, a predicted model, not a curated record